AUGACAAGUCAGCCGCCGCAGCCAAUCGAAAGCGGGAACCAAAUCCCUUUGUUUUUGUUCACGUACAAUUGCAACAAGAGGCGUUUCAUUCCCGGGGUGUUUCAGUCGAAAUUGUUGGAAGUGUUGCCGGACCAAUUGUGUACGCUUUACGUGUUUGGUUUCCAAGAGUUUUGCACUAUACUCGAUAGUUCCUUUCCAGCCGAUGCCCAUUGCCAGCUAAUUGAAAUGAACCAGCUUCUUCAAGAAGCCCUUGAAGAAAAAUACCAGCUCCCCUCCAGCAUCCACACCGUUUCCAUGCACAUGAUGGGUUCAAUUGCCAUGAUCAUUGUCACUCCGUUUGCUUCUAAAGUCGGCACAGUCCGCAAUGCAUCGAGUAGCUGUGGCUAUAUGUAUCUGAGCUUGAAAGGAGGCGUGGGCACGAGACUAGCUUUUUAUCCCAAUGGCAGAUACGACAGUCUGGGUUCGGUUGAACUAUCGUUUGCCACGUUGCACCUCAAUGCCCAUGAAGGUGAAUACUACUAUCUUCAGCGCAAUCAGAACUUGCACAGGAUUAUCCGGUCCUUGGAUUUUGGAGAUGGGUACGGGUUGGUCAAGCCCAAGAACCACAUAUUUAUAUUGGGGGAUCUAAACUAUAGAACAACCAAGCAAUAUAACCCUAAAAGCCCCCAAAGCCAAGAGCUCCUUUCGCUUAUGGAUACGUCGUUGAAAGCAAACAAAAAGGGGUAUCGGCAAAAGGUUGAAAAGCUAGUCAAGGAGUACGACGAGUUUAGAGUGAGUAUGCGCAAUGGCGAAGUAUUGCAGAAUUUCGCCGAGCCCAAGAUUACAUUUCCUCCCACGUACAAGUACCAUGUCAACACGGCAAUAUUCAAUUCAAAACGAUCGCCUUCGUGGUGCGACCGCAUUGUCUAUUUAUCGACGUAUGAAGAGCUUGGCCAUGACAACUUGGGGUUGACACUACUCAAAUUCCCAGGUAAGAACUCUAAUCCCGAGUGGUACCAGCGGUAUUUACCUCACACGAUUAAGUACGACUCGAUUGAAACCUUGUUGCAGUCGGACCACAGACCAGUAUACCUCAACAUGACAAUUCCGUUCCAACCACCUGAACUGAUCUUGUCGAGUUUGUCCGGAUGUCUACAAAUUUUGCCCCAGGGAAUCACUGGUGAGGAAAGAUUUGACAAUGCUAGUCAGUUGGAGACGUUGGCAAUGAGCACCGACGUUGUUAGUGGGCCCACUACUAUAUAUUUGAAGCCAACUAGCCUCGAUUUCAUUCAGCAGCAGUUGCUUCGUCCUACAUCAGAUACAAUCAUUGGGUAUUCCUUGUGGCUUACACAUACACCAAAAGGACGGGUAUAUUUGUUUGCGAUUCUACUUAUUGUUUCGCUUGGCUACUUUUUCAUCUAA
Lodderomyces beijingensis is the source of this 1401-nucleotide messenger RNA. The record is from the annotation of a GenBank genome assembly. NCBI's taxonomy places the organism in Eukaryota, Fungi, Ascomycota, Pichiomycetes, Serinales, Debaryomycetaceae.